AUGCCCCUCUCCGAGGCAUUGCAGGCACAGGGAGUGCCCAUCGGUAUCCGGGUAGGUGUUAGGGCACUUGGAGCAGCGCUUAAAGGAGGUAGUAGCCAUCACGCUGAAGCACGAAAACAAGCAGACCCAUUGACAGCCUUGUCCCAGGAAGGGGGUGUUUUGCAACCCUCGCAACUUGGGCUUGCUUCUAACCACGGUCCUUUCUUGCGUUUGCAGUUUGGAGCAGACACACAGCAGAGCAAGGUGGCCCCCAGCUCUGCCGCUGCCCGGCCAGCCCUCUCCCUGCGCGGGGAACAGGGUUCCCGGCCAGAGGUCUUCCUGGACCUGGUGGAGCGCCUCACGGUGAUCAUUGCGGCCAAUGGAACACCCAUGAAAGUCGACAUCCAAGGAGAGAUCCGGCUCAAGAGUUUCUUCCCGAACUGCUCCGAGAUGCGGGUGGGCCUCUCGGAGGAGUUCUGCGUGGGCAAGAUGGAGCUCCGGGGCUACGGUACGGCGGUCCGAGUGGACGAGUGCUCCUUCCACAGCUCCGUGAGGCUGGAUGAGUUUGAGCGCAGCCGCGUCCUGAGGGUGACCCCCAGCCAAGGGGAGCUGACCCUGAUGCAGUACCAGCUGGCUGACCACUGCCCCACCGCCCUGCCCUUCCACCUCUUCCCCACCGUCCACCACGACCUUCCCAGUGGCCGGGUGCAAGUCUACCUCAAGCUCCGCUGUGACCUGCCACCCAAGAGCCAUGCUGUCAACGUCCAUGUCCACCUCCCGGUCCCCAAAGCAGUGCUGAGCCUCUCCCAGGAACUGAGCAGCCCUGAGCAGACGGCCGCCCUGCAGACCAGCACCAAGUCCGUCGAGUGGGUCGUGCCCCGCAUCCAGGGGGGCUCCCAGCUCUCUGCCCUCUUUAAGCUGGAAGUGCCCGGCCUGAGCCGCGGAGGCCUGCGGGAGCUGGGCCCGGCCAACCUGUCCUUCGAGGUGCCGGCCUUUGCCUGCUCGGGGCUGCAGAUCCGCUUCCUGCGCUUCGUGGGGCCCCAGAGCAGCCUCCCCCACCGCUGGGUGCGCUACGUGACCCACAGCGAUGCCUACGCCAUACGCCUCAACGCGGGGUCAUAGCAGCCACCGGGACAGAGAAGGACAAGCCCGCAGGUGCUUGGCACAAAACAACUUUAUCCCAACAGGAGUCAACAAGCAGAGCCAGGAAAACAGCCCAGAACUCUGCAAAUAAGUGCAACGGAAACAGUCCCACAAUGGCCCCCUCCAACCUUCCUUCUGAGGGAAGUGGCCUGGGAGAAAGAGCAAGCGACGCUCAACUUCAGCCUCACAAACUGGCCCCGAGGCACAAGGCACUGACCGAUGGGGACAACACAGUCUCAGUCGUUCUGCAAAGAAGAGAGAGACCUCAAUGGACACAAUGCCCUUUCCCGGACUUAGCAAAAGGUCUGCAUUUAGCUCACCCCCAACACAGGCUUCUCGUGUACAGUGUUCCCUCACUUAGUGCGGGGGGUUAAU
This is a messenger RNA of Anolis sagrei ordinatus, 1497 nucleotides long. Lineage: Eukaryota; Metazoa; Chordata; Lepidosauria; Squamata; Anolidae. The record is from RefSeq and is a predicted model, not a curated record.